UCAGCUUUCACCGGCCCUUAAGCAUUACUCCAUCUCUCAAAACCCCACUUUUCUCAAGUCUCCAAUUCUCUUUCUUCAUCAGAUUUCCUUCCAAUGUAUGCAAAAUCCCAUUUCCUAAAAGAUCCCCAUUUUAGUCUCUAAAUUCACUCAACAGAAAACUUCCCAUUUCCUCAAGAUCCCAUUUACCCCCUCGUUUGCUCCAAUCUCUCGAACCCCAUUUCCUCAAAAUAUCAUCCUGUUUUCUCCUUGUUUGAUCUUUGAAACCCCAUUCCAUCGAAAUCCCACUGUUUUUUCUUCUCAAUCUUUUUUAAAUGAGUAAUUCCCAAGCACCCAAGUCAAUAAAGCCUUCAACUUUACAGACUUCUUCAAACCCUCCAAAACCCUCUUCGCUUUCUCCUCAUCUUGCAAUGGUAGAGCUAAAACAAAGGAUUUUAACCUCACUGUCCAAGCUCUCUGAUCGUGACACUUACCUUGCCGUUGAAGAUCUUGAGAACAUCAUCCAAUCCAUUUCCCCUGAUUCCCUUCCCAUGUUACUCAAUUGCCUUUUCGAUUCUUCCAAUGAUCCAAAACCAGCUGUGAAAAAAGAAUCAUUAAGGUUACUUUCAAUGCUAUGUAACUGCCAUGGUGAAUUGGCAGCUUCCCAUUUGACUAGAACCAUUGCCCACAUUGUUAAAAGGUUGAAAGAUGCCGAUUCCGGUGUGAAAGAUGCUUGCCGAGAUUCAAUUGGGGCCCUCUCGGGGCAGUAUUUCAAAGGGGAGAAUGGGGGAACUGUGGUGGGAUUGUUUGUGAAACCAUUGUUUGAAGCAAUGUGGGAACAGAACAAAGGGGUUCAAUCUGGUGCAGCUGCAUGUAUGGCUAAGUUGGUGGAAUGUGCUACUGAUCCACCUUUAGCUGCUUUUCACAAGUUAUGUCCUAGAAUCUGCAAGCUGUUGAAAAAUCCGAAUUUCAUGGCUAAGGCUUCGCUUUUGUCGGUAGUGGCGAGUUUAUGGCAGGUGGGAGCAGUUGCCCCCCAGAGUUUUGAAGCUUUAAUGCAAAGUAUCCAUGAAUGCAUUGGGAGCACAGACUGGGUGACUAGGAAGGCAGCUGCUGAUGUUUUAUGUGCCUUGGCACUACAUUCAAGCAACUUGGUUGCGGAUAGAGCAGCUUCAACGAUAACAUUACUGGAGAAUUGUCGAUUUGAUAGGAUGAAACCUGUGAGAGAUGCCAUGACAGAAGCAUUGCAGCUAUGGAAGAAGAAUGCAGGGAAAGGGGAUGAUGGAGCUGCAGAUGACCAGAAAGCCUCAUCUCAUGAUGGUGACAAUCCUUAUUCGGCUGAAUCAUCACAAAAGAAUGGCUUGAAAAAUAAAAAGGCCGGAGAUAGAAAAACAGAUCCAUUGGCCAAGGAUUCAUCUGAUAGUCUUUCCCCUACAUCUAAUUCUGUUUCCAAAGACAAAAGGGGAAGCAUUCCUGAAAAAGCAGUUGUAAUUUUAAAGAAGAAAGCACCUGCAUUAACGGACAAAGAAUUAAAUCCUGAAUUCUUCCAGAGACUUGAAUCAAGGGGUUCCGGUGAUUUGCCAAUUGAAGUAGUCGUUCCUCGGAGAUAUCGUAAUUCUUCAAACUCGAAGGAUGAUGAAGAAUCAGAACCAAAUGAUCCAGAUGCAAGAAGGACGAAUAGUAUGGGAAAAAGACAGACAGAUAACUUUGUUGCAUCUUCCAGCAGUAAAAACCAUAACAUGGAGGGUGGAGCCGCUAAUCUGCGGGAUAAAUGGCCUGAAGAAAAGAUAAAUCGUGCAAACGUAAAAACAAGGGCAUUUGAUGCUGAUGGCAGGAUAGAUGUAAAUCAAAGGGAGACAUCUGAAAAUCAUUGGGUUUCUCAAAGGUGGAAUUGGUUGGCUAUUCAGAGGCAGUUAUUGCAGCUUGAGAGACAGCAAGCGAAUCUCAUGAACAUGUUGCAGGAUUUUAUGGGUGGCUCUCAUCAUAGCAUGGUAACGUUGCAAAACAGAGUUAUGGGUCUUGAGAGAAUUAUCGAAGAUAUGAGUAAGGAUUUAUCAAUAUCAUCAAGCAGGAGAGGAUAUAAUUUUAUGCCACAAUCUGAAGCGUCAUCCAAUAGACCUUUAGGGAAGUACAAUGGCUUCUCUGACUAUAAUUCGAAGUUCGGUGGGCGAAUCCCAUCUGGAGAGAGGUGUUCACGAUCUGAUGGAAAUGGUCCAGGCGGGAGGGGAAGGGGACCUUCUUGGAGAUCUGAAAUAUCUGAUGAUUGGAAUUUCCCUGCAUUUCGUGCAACCAGGAGCGGACAAAUUGCAUCAAGAAGAGAUUCUGCUAGCAGCAGCCUGGAUGAUAGAUCACCCAAAUCAGAACAUGAGAAUGAUCAGGUUGGUGGCAGGAGAGCUUGGGAUAAGAGUCCCGGGCCUGUGAGGCUUGAUGAAGGGCCUUCUGCUAGAAGUGUCUGGCAAGCAUCAAAAGAUGAAGCUACCUUGGAAGCAAUCUGCGUAGCUGGUGAGGAUAGUGUAGCAUCUCGAACAGGACGUGUUCCUGAAUUGGCUGCUGAAGCUGUUGGAGACACUAAUGUUGGAAUGGAACAAGAUUCAGUCUGGACUUCCUGGAGCAACGCAAUGCAUGCACUUCAAGUAGGUGAUAUGGAUACUGCUUAUGCUGAAGCUCUGUCUACAGGGGAUGAUCUCUUGCUUAUAAAACUAAUGGAUAGAUCAGGCCCUAUAGUCAACCAACUGUCGAACGAGAUAGCAAAUGAGGCCUUGCAUGCGAUUGUGCAGUUUCUUCUUGAUCAGGACUUGUUUGAUAUCUGCCUAUCCUGGAUUCAACAGCUGAUCGAAGUGGUUUUAGAAAAUGGACCUGAUGCAUUGGGUAUUCCCAUGGAGUUGAAGAAGGAGCUUCUGCUGAAUUUACACGAGGCAGCUUCCUCAAUGGAUCCACCUGAGGACUGGGAAGGCGUGGCCCCUCAUCAACUUCUAUUACAGUUAGCAUCAGCCUGGGGAAUUGAUCUGCAAGUGUCUGAUAAGUAAUUUCUGCCGGUUUUGGCAUCCUGUGUUGUGCUUGUGAACUUCUUGAUUAGGAUACUGUUUCAGGGCAUUUAUUUUACACGAAAUGGCAAACGUAAAGGGAAAAAAUGGUUUCCA
Molecule: messenger RNA, 3113 nt
Organism: Hibiscus syriacus
Lineage: Eukaryota; Viridiplantae; Streptophyta; Magnoliopsida; Malvales; Malvaceae
Product: microtubule-associated protein TORTIFOLIA1-like
Biological process (GO): circumnutation; multicellular organism development; unidimensional cell growth
Cellular component (GO): cortical microtubule, transverse to long axis
Molecular function (GO): microtubule binding
Source: RefSeq, a predicted model, not a curated record